AUGGACGGGAAAGAGUUGGAGAAUCUCGAAACGAAGCUAACGCAGCUGGAAAUCGCAACAGAGAAGUCAAAAACAUUGCUGAGCUCAGGUAAGCGAGUAGCAAUUAAGCGACACCUCGACGCGUUACAAACAACGGCCAACGAGGCCAACGAGUGCAGACGCACUGUUGAGGCAUUUAAAAUCACAAACAAAGAAGAGCUUUCAGAAAUAAAAAAAUGGAACGAUGACUUAGAUUUAAAGUUUGAGCCCGCUGACGCGGCUAUUCAAAACCUAGAACAUUUUCUUGCUGAGGCCAAAAAGGCCGAAAAGUUUGUGACGCACGAGGAAGAGUUAAAGCAUGAAAUGAUACUGCAUGAAAAGAGAAUGGAAAUGCAAGCCGAACUGUCUUCUGCCUCGUCUUCAGCCCCCAAACAUCAAAAGGAAUGUAAAGAAUCCGAAGUAUUUUCGGCUGGGACUGCAAAAUUACCCAAACUCGUUAUCGCAAAGUUUGGUGGCUCUUUUACUGACUGGCCAAAGUUCUGGGGACAAUUCACUGAAGCGAUUGACAAAAGUUUGCUAGCGCCAAUAACGAAGUUUACGUAUCUGUUAGAGCUGCUUGAACCAAACGUAAAACGCGGUGUCGAAUCUCUUCCAUUUAGUCCUGAGGGCUGAGGGGUAUAAUAAAGCGAAAGUAAUUUUGAAAGAUAAAUACGGCAAAGAGUCAGAAAUAGAGAAAUGCUAUGUGAAGGAAAUUUUGGAUUUACCAAACAUUCUGGGAGCCAAUCCCCGUAAGAUCGCUAACUUUUGUGAUAAACUUACGCAUUCAGUUCAAGCGCUCGAGACGAUGGGCAAACUUAGUAAUGUUAAUGGGAACGUAGCAAUGACCCUUGAUAAACUAUCGGGAAUUCGGGGGGAUUUGGUGCGCAACGACCCUUAGUGGGAUGCCUGGGAUUUUAUCAAACUAACUGAUGCAGUAAAUCAAUGGGUAAAGAGAAACCCCGUAACUAGCUCUGGAGGGGAACGGGAGGAGAACAAUGCAGGAAAACUCUUCCAUUCUCAAAAUCAGCGAUUUGUGCCCAGGGGAUGUGUUUACUGUGGUGAUUUGGGCCAUAAAGCCGUCCAAUGCGAAAACGUUAGUGAUGUAGGCGAAAGAAAGAAAAUACUGGCAAGAAAGGGUCAUUGUUUUAAUUGCGCAACGAAACCCCAUCGCGCUGCUGAUUGUACAAGUAAAUCUGCCUGCAGCCAAUGCGGCAAACGUCAUCACUCAUCCAUUUGUGAUCAAGCUAAGAUAGGCAAUGAAACUGAUAAACACGCGUCCGGUGAUAAGCAGUUGAUGACAGAUGGUGGCAGUGGUGAGGGCAUAUUUCCUGUAGUUGUGAUUAAA
Messenger RNA from Paramuricea clavata, 1363 nucleotides. The record is from the annotation of a GenBank genome assembly. NCBI's taxonomy places the organism in Eukaryota, Metazoa, Cnidaria, Anthozoa, Malacalcyonacea, Plexauridae.